Alligator sinensis (Chinese alligator) is the source of this 822-nucleotide messenger RNA. Its product is annotated as olfactory receptor 12-like. Bases 19 to 822 code for a protein of 267 amino acids. The record is from RefSeq and is a predicted model, not a curated record. Gene Ontology annotation, molecular function: olfactory receptor activity; odorant binding; G protein-coupled receptor activity. NCBI's taxonomy places the organism in Eukaryota, Metazoa, Chordata, Crocodylia, Alligatoridae. Gene Ontology annotation, cellular component: membrane. Gene Ontology annotation, biological process: sensory perception of smell; G protein-coupled receptor signaling pathway. The transcript has a single exon.
UUGGUGGGGAAUCUUGGCAUGAUUGUGCUGAUCAACACCAGUCCUGUUCUGCAGUCCCCCAUGUACUUCUUCCUCAGCAAUCUUUCUUUCAUCGAUAUCUGCUACUCCUCCGUUAUCACUCCAAGGCUUCUGUAUGAUUUCCUAGCAGAAAGCAGAACCAUUUCCUAUACUGCCUGUGCUGUACAACUGUGGGCUUUUGCCCUUUUUGUCUCUGUUGAGUGUUAUCUUCUGGCUGUGAUGGCAUAUGAUCGCUUUGUGGCCAUCUGUAACCCUCUGCUCUACACAGCUGUUAUGUCCAAGAGACUCCGCAUUCAGCUCGUGGUUCUCUCCUACCUCAUGGGCUUGGUGAAUGCCCUUGUCCAGGCCAGCUCUACAUUUAGACUUACAUUCUGUGGUCCCAAUGAAAUUGACUCUUACUUCUGUGAUGUUCCACCAUUGCUGCAUCUCUCUUGUUCAGACACCUACGUCUCCCAAGUGGUGCUUUUUGUCCUCUCCUCCUUUGUUGUGAUAGGGAAUAGUGCAAUUGUUCUCAUUUCCUAUAUUUACAUUGUCACAACCAUCCUGAAUAUGCGAUCAGCUGCAGGCAGGCACAAAACUUUCUCCACCUGUGCCUCCCACCUGACAGCCAUUGUGCUGUACUAUGGGACAUUGACCUUCAUGUAUGUGCAGCCAGGGGGGAUGGAUGCAGUGGAACAAGACAAGGUGGUUUCUGUGUUUUAUACCAUUGUGAUCCCCAUGCUGAACCCCCUGAUCUACAGCCUGAGGAACAAGGAAGUGAAGGAUGCCCUGAGAAAGCAGCUAGGAAGGAUAAUAUUUCUCUAG